UUCAGUGCGUUUUGACAGUUGCUUAAAGACCUCAUUUGCUCUAAAUUCCAAAAUUUAAGAAAUAAACGAGCGAAAAUGCCAAAACACACCCGAAAACGCCGUCACGACAACAUAAAUAACGAUAUUGAAUACGAAAUCGAUGCUCCUAAAAACAAGUUCCGACCUUUUGAUGAAGACGCGCAGGCUGAAGAAGAACAACUCAAUAAAAUCCUCUUCGGGGGCGCUUCGAGCUUUCUGAAAAGCUUGGAGGAAGCUGAACAGGAAAUUGGGGCUUCUUGUUCAAACGUAGAUUCGGGAGUUGGUGAGGACACUUCCGACAGUGACACCAGAGAACGGAGUCCGGCUUGGUACGAUGAAGAUGACGAUGGAAUUGAAGUGGGACACGCUUUGGAUGCUCAGGGGCGCAGUCUGCCAUCGGGGGGUAUCAAUGACCGAAGCAACAAGUACUCGUCUUUGCUUAAAAACAAAUUUAACUCGAUCGUGGGGACGCCUUCGUGGGCCUCGCUUGAAAAACACAAGAGCCACGAUUCUGACUCUGAUGAGGAAAUUUUACACAGUUGUGGAUUUAUCAGGAAAACUACACGGGCGAACUUAGCAGCGGGCGUCUUGGAGUUCAAAAAAGUGAAAGAUUUGAAUUGUGAGACGUACAGUGAGGGCCCCAUUAUCAACGCUGUUGAAUUUCACCCAACCUCGCGUGUGGCACUAGUAGCUGGCCACAAUGGUGUUGCUUCCUUGUACGCCGUUGAUGGUCGACAAAACAACAAGUUACACAGUGUUUUAUUCCAAAAUUUUCCUAUUUUUUGUGCAAAAUUUGUUCAAAACGGUAAUGAGGCGAUUUUAGGGUCGCGGCGGUCCCAUAUCUUCAGUUACGACUUAAUGGCUGCUAAAUCCACUAGAAUCCCGUUACCUCCCGGGUUAACCCGGUUCAAGAAAUUUGUCACUUCGCCUGAUUACCAGUUUAUAGCAACUGCAGGCAAGUGGGGCGAAGUUCAUUUGCUUACAACAGCGUCAAAAGAACGAAUCGCAACUUUGAAGCAAAACUCUGAAGUUACAGCUCUCGCCUACAGCCCCCGAGGUAAUUUACUGUAUGGACACAGUGAUUGUGGAGAAGUAACUGUCUGGGACAUGAACAUGAGACGGGUCAUGCACAAGUUUACCGACGAGGGCUGUCUACAAGGAACUACUUUGGCGGUUUCGUCUUCGAAUCAGUUCAUCGCGGCGGGUUCUGCACAGGGAGUGGUUAAUUUAUAUGGGGUGGAGGAUGUCUUAUCUAAUAAAGUACCUAAACCUAGGAAGGCCAUUAUGAAUUUGACUACUAGCGUUACUGAUUUGAAAUUUAAUGCUUCAUCCGAGAUUUUAGCCUUAUCAUCUGCUGAAAUACAGAAUUCCGUUAAAUUGUUCCACGUAGGAUCUGAGACAGUCUUUAGCAACUUCCCGGCGUUUGAGACCAAAUUGGGACAUGUAAAUGCUAUUAAUUUCUCGCCUAAUAGUGGAUAUGUCGCCUUUGGUAAUAGGAAAUCGACCGUUUCUUUGUAUACAUUAAAGCAUUACAAAAGUUAUUAAACCUCACAUGUUGUAUAAUUUAUAAUAUUAAAAAUUACCUGUUUCACACUUCACUUAUUGUAAGCUUUAUUCAGAUGUAAAUUGGAUCAGAGCUAUCGCUAAAAUUUUGAUUUAAUUUUAAAUAUUCAACUGAUUUGAUCAAUUUUUACAUUCUGAACUUUUUAAUUUUCUAUUACAGUUGUCAUAUUUUAGUACCUGUAAAUAAAAUUGUCUUUAAGUCC
Tribolium madens (black flour beetle) is the source of this 1784-nucleotide messenger RNA. It is a transcript of the gene wcd, whose product is annotated as U3 small nucleolar RNA-associated protein 18 homolog. The record is from RefSeq and is a predicted model, not a curated record. Gene Ontology annotation, cellular component: small-subunit processome; Pwp2p-containing subcomplex of 90S preribosome. Gene Ontology annotation, molecular function: protein binding. The transcript has a single exon. Gene Ontology annotation, biological process: rRNA processing. The coding region runs from base 76 to 1563 and encodes 495 amino acids. NCBI's taxonomy places the organism in Eukaryota, Metazoa, Arthropoda, Insecta, Coleoptera, Tenebrionidae.